AUGGCGGCGGCCGGCGGCGUGCGCGUGAACGCGGAGAUCAAGGAUCUCACGCGGAUCGAGCGCAUCGGCGCGCACUCGCACAUCCGCGGGCUGGGGCUGGACGACGCGCUGGAGGCGAGGAAGGUGUCGCAGGGGAUGGUGGGCCAGACUGCGGCCAGGAAGGCGGCUGGAGUUAUCCUGCAGAUGAUUAAGGAUGGCGCGAUCGCUGGGCGAGCAGUCCUGCUCGCUGGUCAGCCCGGCACGGGCAAGACUGCAAUCGCCAUGGGGAUGGCAAAAGCGCUUGGAGAGGAGACUCCCUUUGCGAUGAUGGCGGCCUCUGAGAUAUUCUCCUUAGAGAUGUCGAAGACCGAGGCACUGACACAGGCAUUCAGGAAAGCAAUUGGCGUUCGCAUCAAAGAAGAAACCGAGAUUAUCGAAGGGGAGGUUGUGGAAAUAGAAAUCGACAGGCCAGAAUCCGGGAACGUGGCAAAAACGGGAAAGCUGACGAUGAAGACGACCGAAAUGGAGACCCUCUACGACCUGGGGCAAAAAAUGAUCGAGUCAUUGCAAAAGGAAAGGGUCCAGGCUGGGGAUGUUGUUGCCAUCGACAAAGCCAGCGGGAAAGUCACCAAGCUCGGGCGGUCGUUCGCCAGAUCCAGAGAUUACGAUGCCAUGGGUCCGUCCACUCGCUUUGUUCAGUGUCCCGAGGGGGAGCUUCAGAAAAGGAAGGAGGUUGUGCACGUCGUGACCCUUCACGAAAUUGACGUCAUAAACAGCAGAACUCAGGGCUUCCUGGCCCUGUUCGCCGGCGACACGGGCGAAAUCCGGUCAGAAGUCCGUGAGCAGAUUGACACCAAGGUGGCGGAGUGGCGGGAGGAGGGCAAGGCGGAGAUCGUCCCGGGGGUGCUCUUCAUAGACGAGGUCCACAUGCUGGACAUCGAGUGCUUCUCCUUUCUGAACCGGGCCCUGGAGAACGACAUGGCGCCCGUGCUGGUGGUGGCCACCAACCGGGGCAUCACCAAGAUUCGGGGCACGGAGUACCGCAGCCCGCACGGCAUCCCAAUCGACCUGUUGGACAGGCUGCUCAUAAUCACCACCCAGCCGUAUGAAGAGGACGAGAUUCGGCUCAUUCUGGACAUUCGGUGCGAGGAGGAGGACGUCGAAAUGACGGAUGAGGCCAAGGAGCUCCUCACCAAGAUUGGGCACGAAACGUCCCUGCGGUACGCCAUCCAGCUCAUCACCUCCGCCUCCAUCGUGUGCCAGAAGAGGAAGGGCAACGAGGUGGACAUUGAGGACAUCAGCAGGGUGUACCAGAUGUUCUGCGACGUCAAGAGGAGCACGCAGUACCUGCUGGAGUACCAGGAGCAGUACAUGUUUAGCGAGCUGCCUGAGGACGACCGGGAGGAAAUGAAGGAGUCGUAG
Ostreobium quekettii is the source of this 1401-nucleotide messenger RNA. Lineage: Eukaryota; Viridiplantae; Chlorophyta; Ulvophyceae; Bryopsidales; Ostreobiaceae. The record is from the annotation of a GenBank genome assembly.